Molecule: messenger RNA, 882 nt
Organism: Naegleria fowleri
Lineage: Eukaryota; Heterolobosea; Eutetramitea; Acrasida; Naegleriidae
Exons: 1
Coding region: 1-882 (293 amino acids)
Source: RefSeq, a predicted model, not a curated record
AUGUGUGAAGGAGUUGUGAAUAAUGAAGAACAGCAUCCACAGAGCAUUCCUUUGAAUUUGUUGAUCAAUGGUCAUUUGAAUGAGAAUUUGGGAAUUUCACACACUUUGAAAGUGGAACAUGUGAAUGUAGACGCUUUUGCUUGUGACACUUCUUGUUGUCAUGGAUCUUCCGAUUCCUCAGUUAUCAAUUAUCCAAAUGUGGAUUCGAUGGAUGUUUCGGAUGAUUUUGAGGUUGUGAAUGAAUAUUUGAUUACACCAACAACUCUUUCGAUGGAUCAAGAAAACAAGAUUCCAAUGGAAGUGACCUCUCAGGAAGCCUUGGUGACAACAAUCAAGGGUACUGAUGUCACACAAAAGGGAGAUGGAAAGGAGGAAAAUGAAAGUUCAGAUAGGAAUGUGACACAAUCUGAACAAUUGUUCAAUGCAUCGAAUCAUCUUUCAAAUUCUUCAAUUUCUGAUAACAAACCAUUGGAGGAAACACAAUCCUCUGAUUCUUCCGAUCAAUCUUUGAUCACUUCAUUGCAAGAAAGCUCUCUGAUAUUUCCGACUAUUGAAAAACAAGAUUUUGUUUUCCAAAUGAUUCGAGGAGUCGGAAAUUGCUUUUACAGAGCUUUUGCCUUUUCCUUUCUGAAAGUUUUAGGAGAGAGAGAAAAGACCUUUUCGAAUGAGAAUUUGGAAUCAUUUCAUUCAAAACGCUUUCAAAUUAUUAGAAAAAAUUUCACUCUUCUACAUGAGAAUUCCAAUUUCAAAUUUCCUUCUUGGUUUUUGACGCAAAAUGAAAAAUUGGAACAUUUUACAACAAUUAACACAAACAGAUCCAGAACACUUUCUAGAAAACUUUUCUCCCAUUUCUCAACUCGUUUCACUCAUGAAUCACGAUGA